Eleginops maclovinus (Patagonian blennie) is the source of this 1651-nucleotide messenger RNA. It is a transcript of the gene spaca4l, whose product is annotated as sperm acrosome associated 4 like. Gene Ontology annotation, cellular component: membrane. The coding region runs from base 134 to 532 and encodes 132 amino acids. The record is from RefSeq and is a predicted model, not a curated record. The transcript has 3 exons. Gene Ontology annotation, biological process: sperm-egg recognition. NCBI's taxonomy places the organism in Eukaryota, Metazoa, Chordata, Actinopteri, Perciformes, Eleginopidae.
GACGUUUGGAUGGGAGGUGGAAAAUUAUAAAUGGCUAAAAAAGUUGGUUGUGUGAGCAAAUAUUAUAACGGUCUGAAUCCUCACAGGCAGACAUUCUCUGAAAGUUUGUAACUUUACCUUCCUUGUUUCGAAGAUGAACCGAAUUAUUCUCCAGCUUUUGGCUGUCGGAUUCUGCUUUGCAGUCGGUCACACCCUGACGUGCUACAGAUGCACAGUCGGCUUUGGAGAUGUGUGCCUAACCACUCAAACAACAUGUGCAAGUGGAGAACAAUGCUACAGUGGUGCUGGGAAAGCAGUCGGCUUCUUGGACGUUAAGAGGAAGGGCUGUCUAGAGUUGGCUAAGUGCAACAAGACCGAACAGGUGAACUUGCCCUAUUCCUCUUCUUCUUCCAACACCACCGUGUACACCAUGACCAAAACGUGCUGCAGCACCGAUCUGUGCAACGCCGCGCCUGGCCUGCCCGGGGCCUCUGGGAUGAGCCUGGCCCUCGCCACCGUCACUGCUCUGUUCAUGGCCAACAUCCUGGUUUGACAGAAAACGCAGAUGACACAUACACCCAUAAAACACACACACACUACAUAUUGUACACGCACCAGCACUAAAAGGUUUCAAUUAUUUAAGAGGUGAAUUUUCUUUCGUCCACAUCAAUCAUGUGUUUACUAAUCUUAAGGUGUAUUGGAAGUCAGUUGAAAUAAAAAAAUUGUAGUCUUAGAUGAAUUAGUAAGCUAUCCUCAUUUCAAUUCAAGAGAUAUUCAAAUGUUAGUUCAUAGACUAUUAAAAGUUUAACACCAAACAUGAAAUAUGAUUUUUAAUAGGCCCCCGCCUGCUUAAAGUGCCCUGAAAUUUAAUUUGGGUUUGUGUAAAGAUUAGUUAAUAAAUCACAGGUUAGGCUUUUUCACUCUGUGACAGAGUUGUAUAAAGUUAAAGGAAUAGUCCAACAUUGUGGAGGUUUUCUGUGCUAAUAGUUGGAAUAAAAGAUCAAUACUCCUACAGUACAAAAAUGAAUGUUGUUUUUCUCAUCUGACUCGAGUAGAGGAAUUUGAAUCGCGUUAAACAAAAUGUUGGACAAUUCCUUAAAUGUAUUGCUAUUGACCCACUGUAUUGUGAAUUCAGAUUCAUGACAUCUCAAAUAUUUUUAAUUCAAAGCUUCUAUGAACAUUUAUUUUUCUAUUCACUUUAUUGAUGGCCUUUCGUUCGCUUUAAUAUUGUGUUUCUAACAUCAUGUAAAUCUCUUGGCGUAUGUCUGGUAGUGUCUUUGAAAAGAUUUCUGUUUCUUCAGACUGUUAUUAUUUCUCUUGUGACACAACCUCACUAAUUCUGUUUCACCCUGUUUUUUUGAUAAUUGUGUGAAAUUCAAUCUGCACAUUACUUGUAAAUGGUUAUCUUGCUGGUUUAAGAUGUGUAUAUUUGAGAAGAAUGUGACUAAAAUCUGAUUAUGUUUGCAGAUUUUGAAAUGUAUCCGAGAGUCCAUCAUUUGAAAAUGAUGUCACAGCUGGUUUUGAGAAACUCUGUUCAACACAAAUUGUUAUCAAAUUUAAUUCCUGAAACCUAGACUUUUGGCGUUAUUUUCCACAAAAGCAUCUGAACAUUUUGGCAAUAUAAGAUACAUUGAAGAUGUCAAUAAAUAUCCAUACUGGGGAAAAAACAAAA